UUGAUUUUUUUCCCCCGCCCACGACCGCAGGCCAUGCGAGGCCGGGACAGCCUCCUCCGCGAAUUCGCCGCCGUCAACGAGCAGAUCCAGGCCGCGCUCGACCAGCUGCCCUACCACGACUUCGACAUGCCAGAGGAGGUGCAGGAGCAGGUGGCGCUGGUGCACUCGCAGUUCAAGCGGGCGGCGACGAGGGCGGAGCCGGCCGACGCGCAGCUCGCCAGGGACCUCGCCUGGGCGCUCAGCGACGACAAGCCCACCGUGCCGGCCCUCCUCAUGAGGGUCUCCGAGAAGCUGCAGCUCGAGACCAUGGCUGACAUGAAGCGCGAGUCCGUGGCGCUGCACGAGAUGGUCAUCUCCAGCGGCGGCGAGCCCGAAGGCUGUGUCGACGAGAUGUCCUCCCUGCUCAAGAAGCUCAAGGACUGUGUCAUCGCCCAGGCCCCCUCCGCCGAGGGUCCCGGUGUGGGCAGGUCUCCCUCCGUGAAGUCCCCCAUCAUCCCAGACGAGUUCAGAUGCCCCAUUUCGCUCGAGCUGAUGCAGGACCCCGUCAUCGUCUCCAGCGGCCAGACGUACGAGCGGUCCUGCAUCCAGAAGUGGCUUGAUUCUGGGCACAAGACCUGCCCCAAGACGCAGCUGGCCCUCACGCAUACUUCCCUCACCCCAAACUUUGUCCUCAAAAGCCUGAUAGCGCAGUGGUGCGAAGCCAAUGGCAUCGAGCUUCCCAAGAACAAAGCCAACUCCCAUGACAAGAAAGCGGUCAAAAGCUCCGACUAUGACAAUGCUGGUCUCAUCUCGCUGAUGAAUAGGCUGCGGGGUGGGAACCAGGACGAGCAACGGGCAGCUGCGGGGGAGAUCCGGUUGCUUGCCAAGAGAAACGUGAACAACCGGAUAUGCAUCGCUGAAGCAGGGGCCAUUCCGCUGCUGGUCAAUCUGCUCUCCUCUUCCGAUCCAAGAACGCAGGAACACGCCGUCACGGCACUCCUUAACCUCUCCAUCCAUGAGAACAACAAGGCAAGCAUCGUGGAUUCCAAUGCCAUCCCUAAGAUAGUGGAAGUGCUAAAAACUGGGAGUAUGGAAGCCAGAGAGAAUGCCGCGGCCACGCUGUUUAGCCUGUCAGUUGUGGAUGAAAAUAAGGUCACUAUCGGCGCUGCUGGUGCGAUACCUCCGCUCAUCAAUCUUCUGUGCGACGGGAGCCCAAGAGGCAAGAAAGAUGCGGCAACGGCAAUUUUCAACCUGUGCAUAUAUCAGGGCAAUAAGGUCCGGGCGGUGAAAGCUGGAAUCAUCACCCAUCUGAUGAACUUCUUGGUGGAUCCCACUGGGGGAAUGAUUGACGAGGCGCUCACUCUUUUGUCGAUUCUUGCCGGUAAUCAAGAAGGCAAGUCUGUAAUUACACAAUCAGAGCCAAUGCCUUCACUAGUCGAGGUGAUCAAAACUGGCUCUCCUCGCAACAGGGAGAACGCGGCAGCCAUUCUUUGGUCUCUCUGUUCUGCUGAUGCUGAACAAACCAUGGCUGCAAAGGCAGCUGGAGGGGAAGAUGCACUCAAGGAGCUGUCAGAAACCGGCACAGACCGCGCAAAAAGGAAAGCUUCUAGCUUACUUGAACUCAUGCGCCAAUCAGAAGAGGCAUGAAUCGGGCAACAUAGAUUUGUUCAAACGCGAGGAUUUUUAAUUAUUAAAGGAAGCGACAAGGAAUCCCUUGGGUAGCUCUGCUUUGUGGGUGAUGUGUCUGGUGGCUUCACUCUGAAGUAAGUUCCUUCUCAGAAAAUUGUUACUGCAUUUUAGUUUCUGUUUCCAUUGUUUGUGUGUAAAUCUCAAGUAUGGAUUACUAGGUUAAUGUGGCUUAGCUUCUUUAGAGUUAAAUACGCACAUCAUGCAGCUAUAUACUAAAUUACCAUCUAAUUUAUAGGAAAAACAUUGAGCAAUAUUUUCUCUUAAUAAGUAAAACAUGAUGGGACAGGAUAUUGGUAUGAUACGUAAUCCAUUUCGAGGUGAGGUAUGCACAAUCAUUUUCUGAGUCAACAUGCAGGGCUGUAUAUGAGCAUGUGCAACAGGAGCGACCGAACAGGGCCCCCAACACCAGAGGGCCCCCCUUUUUUUGUUAAUCAAGGUGUUAAUUGAAGCAUUAGGUACUUACUAGAGUAAAGAAUCACACACACACACACACACACACACACACACACACACACACACAAACACACACACACAAAAGGUACUAGAGAUAUUUUACACCAAGCCACCCUAUGCAUUUCUCUCUAAUCAUGAUCCAUCAGUUCCUCUCAGCUCUCUCUCAAUCUUACAGCUCUUCCAACAUAGCAUAGUACAGCUAAAAAAAAGCAAAUCAGGUACGUGCUAUCUACAAGUCUUCUAAACUUCUGCUUUCAACUGGUGUAUUUUUUUAUGGAAAACUACACUGGCUGACAAAAAAUAUUAUUGUUUCUUUAGUACUUAGGGCCUAAUUUUGAUUUGCACGGGGCCUCCGAUUUCCCCGGUACGGCCCUGUCCACAUGCAAGCAACCCUUUGUUGGGGGACGUAUUCAGUGCAUUAAGGAUCAUGGGUACAGUACUCGUUUAAUUCACAUCAAUAGUCACGAUUUUCUUUUUGGUAGAAAUCAUACACAUACUUCUAAAAGUACUCUGCCUAUCAACUUCGAGUAUGACAUAUGUUAGGAUUAAGAAUAAUUUUUUUUGAAAGUUCUGAAAAAAUUCCGUCAUAUCCCCUUUUUGCCUGUAGGCUUUUUGCUAAUGUUAUCACGGGGCUCCUUUUGGAGCUCUAGUUAGUGUACUUGCAUCCAUGGGAAUAGCAUAGAAUCUUCAAUAAGCAGUUGCUGCUGCCUCACUAUUCUCCAGUGGAUCCAGACAAAACGAAUGGUGUCAUUGCAUAUGCAAUGUUUUGACCAUGUGGGAUAGGGUGGUUAGCAAUCUCAAUUUAUCAAAAAGAGUAAAAAACUGUUCGCAAACAGAAGAUUCACAACAGCUCCCGAACACUGAGCCAGCUAUAUGCUGGAACGCCAAGAGAGGAGUGAAGAAUCCAUGAACUCAAACUGUCAAUUCUGUGCUCAAAACAAAAGUAGACGUGGUGUCGAUCAUGUCACACAAUUCGGUGGCACUGGCAGCUACUUGCAAGCUACCAGCGGUUUUAGAAGAAAACCGAGGGAGAAAAUGUUCAAAGGGGAAACACAUCAGAGUGAGUAGAGGCAAGAUGCCAAGAUGUGGCCACUGCACCAGCAGGAUAUAUAUCAUCACCGCAUUAUUAGGAUAUUUGAAACACACAACAUGUUGUGACCAUAACUAGAUGUCUAGAAAAUCUUGUUCGCAGAAUGUAGUCUUUUCGGUCCACGUCAGUCAUGUCGUGGCACUCUUUCUGAGAACCAGAGAGGAUCUGGUCGUUUAUCAGCUUAUAAUAGUGUGUUGGGCAUCGUGCUGCCCAUGUGGGGACAAGUGUCCCUCCAUUGGUCACCCUGCAAUUAUGGCAAAUUCCAGCAGAAAGCCAUUUUCCCUGCCUGCCUGAAAAUGUAUAACAGAUGAUUGGAGUCACUGGAUGGGACACACUUCUUCAGCUGCCACGAGGCACCAUGUUCCUCUGAGAAAAACAGGGUGGAUCUGUUUGCAGCUCUUGUUAAUACCAUUUCUCUUCAACAGAUAUCCUUGAAGCAUCAUUAGAGCCCAGUAAGUAAAACAGAACAUAAUUAAUUAGUUUGGUGUAUCCCAGAAAUGGUUAUCUACUUUUAGUAUCCCGGAACAUAAUUAAUAAGUUGUGUUAUGUUUUAUUGUAAGAAAUGGUUAUGUACUUUUUAUCUCUCAGAAUAGAUCAAUCUAAGGUUAUUGUUAACUUCAUUGGUACAAAAAAUUUCUAUUCAUCUCUGUCAACCCUUGAACAUUUAUAAUGCAACUUUUAUGUUCAUUUUGUUUCACGCCAUUUCAUCUAUAUAUCUAGCUGCACAUUGUGGAUGGUAUCUAGCAAUGUAACCCCAUUCCAUGUGGCCUCCACAUCAUCUAGUUAGUGAGACAAGAGGUGCAGAAGCAUAACAAUAAAAAAGCCCAGCCAAUCUCCUACACUGCACUACAGCAUGUCAUGUCAGUAUACAACCCCAACAUGCAACAUGCAGUAGCCCAGGGGGGCUGUCUGUCACAUGGCCACCCUAGGCAAAUGUGUGCAGUGAACACACUUCCAGGCUAAUCAAUCAUGCAUGCCCAUAUCAUUUGCUUUGCUUAAUCUUUCUCAUUUUAGCCUACUAAUCAAUACCGCUUCUCGUGUGAUGACACAGCUAAGAUCUAAUCCUCACGCUUAAACAAUCAAUCAAUCAAGCAAGUUGGGCUGAAGAGAUCUAAACUACUGGCCUGGUACUUGUAGCAGUGUUCAACUUUUUCGCUUUGACCCCAACCGCACGCACCUAAUCAAGAUUCUUGCACUUGGUUAUAGCCACUAACCAGAACAUGCACUGUGAUGUUAUUCUAUCUCCCACAUGUGGUGUUAACUACUCCCUCCGUUCCCAAAUACUUGUCUUUCUAGGCAUUUCAAAUGGACUCAACAUACGGAUGUAUGUAGACAUAUUUUAAAGUGUAGAUUCACUCAUUUUGCGCCGUAUGUAGUCACUUGUUGAAAUCUCUAGAAAGACAAGUAUUUAGGAACGGAGGGAGUAGUAACUAGUGCUGAUGCCAGCUUGGCAGACACUUCCCAUUGGCCCUGGGCAUCAUGUUGCCACAAUUAUAUGCUCAUGUUACUAGUUAAUCUCUUGUCUGUGUAUUUUUUGCUGUCAGAAGGGAUCUCGAUAGGUUGCAACUGGGAGUACAAUAUGCG
Triticum dicoccoides is the source of this 4795-nucleotide messenger RNA. Its product is annotated as U-box domain-containing protein 12-like. Gene Ontology annotation, biological process: protein ubiquitination. NCBI's taxonomy places the organism in Eukaryota, Viridiplantae, Streptophyta, Magnoliopsida, Poales, Poaceae. The transcript has 4 exons. Gene Ontology annotation, molecular function: protein binding; ubiquitin-protein transferase activity. The record is from RefSeq and is a predicted model, not a curated record. The coding region runs from base 34 to 1626 and encodes 530 amino acids.